AUGGGGGACUGGUCCAUUCUUGGUCGUUUCCUGACAGAGGUUCAAAACCAUUCCACAGCCAUCGGCAAGAUUUGGCUGACAGUGCUGCUCAUCUUCCGCAUCAUGCUUGUGGCACUGGUGGGAGAUGCAGUCUACAGUGACGAACAGUCCAAGUUCACUUGCAACACCCAGCAGCCCGGCUGUAGUAACAUCUGCUAUGACACGUUUGCUCCCGUCUCUCAUCUGCGUUUUUGGGUCUUUCAAAUUGUUCUUGUUUCCACUCCUUCUAUUUUCUACAUUGUCUAUGUUUUGCAAAAAGUUACAAAGAAAGAGAAGAUGGAGGUCAGCAAAGCUUAUGUGGUCUCCAGGGCCCUGAAUUUGCAAGAAAGAUGCGCUCAUCUGAAAAUGGAUGAAGACAAAGUCCUGAAAGCUGGAAAUCCUUCUGAUGCUACUUUUAAUGACCAUAACUGGAGCUCACAGGAGGAUGAGUAUGAGGACAGGAGCCAGCUAGAAGGAAAAAUGAGAGAAGUACGGGAGGACCCAACCAAACUCUCAAGCCAAGUGCUUCUUAUCUACAUCAUACAUGUUGUUCUGCGCUCCAUCAUGGAGAUCAUCUUCCUCAUCGGGCAGUACUGCCUCUUCGGGUUUGAAGUUCCACAUCUGUUUCGCUGUGAGACCUAUCCUUGUCAGAACAGAACUGACUGCUUUGUGUCUCGAGCAACAGAGAAGACCAUUUUUCUGAACUUCAUGUUCAGUGUCAGUCUUGGUUGCUUUGUUCUGAACAUUGUGGAGCUGCAUUAUUUAGGCUGGAUUUAUAUUUUCCGAGUGCUCUUGUCUGCAUGCUGCACGCGCUUUGAGUCAAACAGAGAACAUGGGCAGCAGACGGAACUGUACUCCAUCAGUAAUCCUCUGCUGCUGGAACUCAAACAUUCACUACGAGGAAGAGUUGUUCUGCAGACCACCACUGCCAUGUCCAGGGACAGGGACAUCAGUGUCCCAAACCAGGCAGCAGCCAUCUCCUUUGAGACAGACUCCAUUUUGGAGUGCAUUACAAAGGGAAAUUCAGAUGAAAAGGACCGCACCAAGACCAGGCUGAACAUGGCCAAAGGAGGAAGAGGAAAAAAGUCCUGGCUUUGAGAUUUCAACCUUAAAUUUGAAUUUCUGAUUGAACAUUAUACUUCAGGGCAACUAGAGAACUGAAGAGCAACAUCCUGUGAAAAUAUUACCUGGAUGACGGAGAAUCUUUACAGACAUAUAUUUAUAAAUAUUUGUACUCUUCUUUUAACUCCUUGACUAUCAAUUUUUUAUGAAUAUUUAGUUUAGAAAAACCACCUUUCAGUUUUACAUUUGGAAUUAUUGAAAAUGUAUGACAGUUUUAGAAGUUUGAGCAAAAUGUGUCAUGGUAUUUUUUUAAUCAUUCAUUAUUGCUGUUUCUUUGUUCUAAACAUUAAAACAAAUAAUCGUUUCAGUUAUGAAAAAAAGAAAGCAGAGCACCAAUAAACAAUUUCGGUAUGGAAUUUUUAAUGGAAAAAAACCCCGUUUGUUUAAAAAAAAUAAAGCAAGAUAAAAAAAAGGAAUUAAAUAAAAAAACAUUUUAAAACAAGAUUUGAAAUAUAUGCACAGUAACUAUCACUGAUGCAUCAAUAUAGCCUACUCUUGAAAAUUGCAUAAAAAAACAACAAACAAACAAAAACAAAAAACAACAGCAGCAGUAAAAUAAAGCAACAAUUGAAAAAAAAAAACCUGAGGGAAAAAAUACUGUCUCAUUUAGAUGAA
This is a messenger RNA of Oryzias latipes (Japanese medaka), 1755 nucleotides long. Lineage: Eukaryota; Metazoa; Chordata; Actinopteri; Beloniformes; Adrianichthyidae. The record is from RefSeq and is a predicted model, not a curated record.